Messenger RNA from Betta splendens (Siamese fighting fish), 3382 nucleotides. Its product is annotated as glucocorticoid-induced transcript 1 protein. The transcript is spliced from 9 exons. The record is from RefSeq and is a predicted model, not a curated record. Bases 218 to 1684 code for a protein of 488 amino acids. Gene Ontology annotation, cellular component: cytoplasm. Gene Ontology annotation, biological process: podocyte development. NCBI's taxonomy places the organism in Eukaryota, Metazoa, Chordata, Actinopteri, Anabantiformes, Osphronemidae.
UCGAAACAACUGUCAUUUAGAGUGGACGUGAUGGGGAAGACACAGCUAGAGCUGGGAAACACGAAUUAAACAUCAGAAAAGUGUCGAAAACAACUUUUAAAGUUGUAAGUGUAGUUGUCACAGUUUACGUCGGCAUGUGUUAGUGUCUUACAGUUAAGCAGCAGCUUUGGCACUACGUUGUUCUUACUGCAGUAGGGAUUACAGCCAGCUUCGGAGGAUGUCAACCCCCAGCAACUCGCUUCAGCAGCCGAGGGUGAGACGCAACAAUGCUGGUUCCCCCGGCUCGUUCGGCGGCAGCAGCUGCCGUCUGCACCCCAUCCGUGCCACGGUGCCCUACCAGCUGCUGCGUGCGGGACAGAGCAGCCCGACGCGGCCGCAGACCGCGCACGGAGGGGCCACGAGCAGCCGAGGCUCCAGCCCUCCUUCCAGCCCGACACUACCGUCAGGAAGUUCAAAUGCUAAGCAAAGACUGUCCCCCGAAAACAAGGAGUUCUCGUGCCCCCCAGACUCUCCAGUAUACAGAGCAGAAAGGACCAAGUUGCAGGCUCGGAGUUCCAGUGCCAUCCGCCGAACGUCUUCCCUGGAUGCUAUCACAGGGCCAUACCUCACUGGCCAGUGGCCUCGGGACUCGCAUGGACCCUAUCCUUCAUGCAUGAAAGACAAAGCCACACAGACUCCAGGCCUCUGGAUCGAUGAAGGAGAACAGGGAAGUCCUCACCAGCGCUCAGGUUCCUGGGGCAGUGCAGACCAUCUUAAAGAGCAGAUUGCUAAACUGAGGCUGCAGCUGCAGCGAAGCAAGCAGGUCGGCCGACAGAGCAAGGACAGGGAGCCGACCUCGCUGCAGGUUCCCCAACAGGCGCAGCACAGUGCUGCAUGCCAAGCUCAGUACAAGGGAACUUCAUCAGCCCUCUCGACAAUCCCAGUGCCAAAAUCCCUCAUUUGCCGAGUGCCGAGCAGCGUGGAGGGCAUAAACCACGAGCUAGAAAAUGUGUUUAUCAGAGAGGAUUGGGAGCAAGGAAUACAGACCAUGGAUGUGGUGGAUGGCCGUCGUCCUCCCUUCCCACCACAUCGUUACAGCAACAGCGAAACACGUGACACAGACACGCAGGCUCCUUCCAGCGGGGACUCCAGUCCAUCACCCCGUCCAGGCAGCUCUGACCACCUGCACUCCCCUGAUGGAAGCCCCUGCUCUGCAGAGGAAAUCGACAGAGAUGGCGUGUGCAGUUCUCCUCUCCCCAAGUUUGCAACUUCACCCAAACCUAACAACAGCUACAUGUUCAAACGUGAGCCUCCAGAAGGCUGUGAGAGGGUCAAAGUGUUCGAGGAGUUAGUGUCUGGAAAGUCAAAAGGCUUCCCCCUCUUCUCAUGCCCGGAUAAAAACAAGGUGAACUUCAUUCCCAGGGGCUCUGCCUUCUGUCCCGUCAAACUCCUCUGCUCCUCCCUCUUCUCCCCCAACUCUCCUCCUUCCUGCUCCUCCACCAACCCAGGUCUCUAUGGCAACGAGAGCCCUGGGCCUCAGGUGACUCCAGACCUGGCCACUGCACCACUACCUUCCUUUCAGGCCUCCAGUGACUGGAGCACCGACACAAGUGCAGGCACAAACACAGAAAAUGGCACAGACAACCACAGCUCUGACGCAAACGUGGGAAAAGAUAGCUCAGCACAAGUCCUGCUUACCAGCUAGUCCUCAGGUAUUCAUGCACAGUCCACCUACAGCUACACGUUUCAACUAGUCAGGUGGCAAGGUCCUAAAACUGAAAAAAGAAACAAAAAAAAUCCAUGUGCUCUGUUAAUCCUAACAUUAGCCAGCAGGGAGUGCCCAAGGUCUGAAAAUGACCUUCCCUUCACCCUUCACUAACCGAUCCUCUGUACCAUGACGACAAUUUAGCUUUGCUUUUUUUUCCAACACAGAUGAAUGCUCAGAGUAUUGUUACAUAGUGCACAACAGUUGUAUCAAGUUGACAUUAAUACAACAAACUUUCAUAAGCGACAACUAUGACCACAAACGCAUGUUAUCUAACCAGCCUGUUAGCGGUUGCGUGUUCAGCGAUCUAGCAUCUGAAGUGCAUAUACAUAAGCUUCUUGACUGGAUGGAAUGCUCAUUUCAUACAGUGUUUGCACUUGUUGAGGCCUGACCCAGUAGAGUACUGGCCGUGGCCCGUUUGUUUGUUUUUAAAUUUCCACUAUCUGUGUGAAACCAGCAGGCUCUUCAGCGCAGCCUCCACCCAACUAGCUUACAGCUGCAUUUGCAGUCUUACAGUACGUCUGUUAAACCUUGGUAAGCUCAACACUAUUCUGUUUCUCACCAAAUAUGACCCAGGACCCUUUCCCAGUCCACUGCCCCACAUCACCCAGAUCAGUAACUCAGGUCACGUGGAAUUUACUUGCUUGGACUAUGUUGCCUUUACAGAAAAGAACCAGUCUUUCACAGACAUGUACUUUUUCCCUAAUGAGGGAGGUUAUAACAGACUGAAUCAGCUGAUUGAUGUCACAGUUAGUGACAGGUAAUUGUUGCAUUAACCUGUUAUGGUUAGAGUUUCAGGUGCUACGACACAUUCCAGAGAUCGCUGUUGCGUUAGUCAGCAGUGAGCCCUCGUAUAAAUGGAACUAGCUACAUAAGCUAAACCUUCAGAAAUUAAGAAUUUGACAAUUAUGUUUUUGCCCCUUUGUUAAAAAUAUACCAAAGCAAAUUUGGGAACAAUUAAAUUUCCCUGUUAUGUGUUUUUGGCACAAAGGCACCGUUUAUGUGCCUGAAGCAGAAUGUUUAUGUGCAUUUUGUUUUGUUUAUAAACUGUUGAGCAACACACACCCUGUUUUGUACUUUUUCUAAACACAGGCGCUAAUCAUUAAAACCAAGCCUAAGCACUUAUGUGGAAGCGGGACGAUGGUCUCUAUUUUUAUUUUAGACAAAUCUGUAAAGUAGAACAAUCAGAACGUGGGCGUGCUACGCUAACGUUUUGUUGCACACUUUGGCUUAAAGUAACGAUCCAACCAGAUGUGCCCUGAUGUAACCUGCACCAGUUGUCACUAUCGCAUCAAUGAUUUAAAGCAGGGCUAUUGUGACAAGGGCGAUUAAACUGCUAAAUAUUUCAUUCCAAAACUUUACUAUGUUAGAACCACCCACACAGAACAAUAUAUGCAACACAUUCCUCACACAUUAGGUUGAAAUAUGCUGUUUUGCUUUGAGCUCCAACAGUUUCAUAGUAAUUCAGAGUUGAUUCACCAGCUCAUCUUGCAGUGCAGUUAAGAUGUGGUUGCCAUGUUUGGCAGUGAUGAUUCCGUUUUCCUGUGUAUUACGCUGUUAUGUAGAUUGUGUGUGUGUGCGUGCGUGUGUGUGUAUGUGUAUGUAUGUUUUUCAAUAAAGAAACAAAAAUCCGUUUGA